AUGCCAGUUUUCGCAGGAUGUUUAACUAAACAGGGAAUCGAGAGUCUUAGUGCGGAGGCUCGAAAAUCUAUCGGAAACGGGCGGUCUCUCGACGCGUUUUUGAUGGACGUGACAAGUGACGAGUCGGUUGAGAAAACGGCCAAACGACUUGAGGAGAAAUGUGAAAAGUUUGGAGGUCUCCAUGCAGUGGUGAAUAACGCAGGAAUCACGGGAAAACAUAUUGCAGAUGACUUUUUAGACAUGAGAGAAUAUCUGAAAGUAGUUGAAAUCAAUUUAUGGGGUCCGGUGAGAACGACGAUGGCGGUCAAAAAACUUUUGAAGAAAGCUAGAGGUCGUGUGGUCCAGGUUGCUAGUAUUUGUGCACGUGUGGGUCUUCCCGGUCUUGGGCCAUAUACAGUAUCUAAAUAUGGUGUUUCUGCUUAUUGUGAUGUGAUAAGACAAGAGCUCCGAGCUUUUGGGAUAUCAGUACAUAUUCUGGAACCAGGUUUCUUUGAUACACCAUUGAUCAACAGACAGAAAAUAGAUGCAGAAAUUUCGGAAGCUUGGGAGCAAGCCCCGUCAGAUGUGAAAGCGCAAUACGGGGAGAAAUUCUUUAAUGAUGCUCGCCAGUCAACACAAAUGUUCUUGAAUUCAAUUGCUUCUUCUCAAAUCUCACUUGUGGUUGAUGCUUAUUUUCAUGCAAUCACUGCCAAAUAUCCGAGAUCUCGAUACCAAAUAGGAUGGGACAGUAUUCUUUUGUUCAUUCCGUUCUCCUAUCUUCCAACAGGACUACAAGAUUACAUUUUCGCUGCCGCAGGUCUCUUCCUACCAAAACCGGCUUGCCACUGA
Molecule: messenger RNA, 828 nt
Organism: Caenorhabditis briggsae
Lineage: Eukaryota; Metazoa; Nematoda; Chromadorea; Rhabditida; Rhabditidae
Gene: Cbr-dhs-2
Product: Protein CBR-DHS-2
Exons: 7
Coding region: 1-828 (275 amino acids)
Molecular function (GO): oxidoreductase activity
Source: RefSeq, a predicted model, not a curated record